Molecule: messenger RNA, 3184 nt
Organism: Malurus melanocephalus (red-backed fairy wren)
Lineage: Eukaryota; Metazoa; Chordata; Aves; Passeriformes; Maluridae
Gene: IL4R
Product: interleukin 4 receptor
Exons: 10
Coding region: 92-3130 (1012 amino acids)
Biological process (GO): cytokine-mediated signaling pathway; production of molecular mediator involved in inflammatory response
Cellular component (GO): external side of plasma membrane; membrane
Molecular function (GO): cytokine receptor activity; protein binding
Source: RefSeq, a predicted model, not a curated record
GGGAUCACCCCGGUCGGGAGCCCGGUGCGGGAGUCGGACAAGAUAAGAACUGCAACACAGCUUUUCCUACUGGACCUGACCAGUGUCAAUAAUGGCAAGACUCYCAAGUGGUGCACCAUAUACCCUGUGGAUCCUUUUCUUUUCAUAUACAGCAAAUGAAGUUACGACUGCAGGACACAUACAAGAAUUUGCAUGCUUUACUGACUAUGACAAAGAGCUGGUUUGUCACUGGAAGGUGCCUGAAAAAAUGAAUUGCUCCAAAGAAUUCCUGCUCUGGUACAGAAAGGAAGAUUCUUCUGUGUCAAACAUAUGUGUUCCUGAGAAUGAAAAAAMCAGUUUAAAUUGCACUUGCACAAUAUAUGAAGAUUUGUUUGUAUCAAGCCUCACAUAUAUUCUAGCCCUACAGUUCAAUGGGACUGAUGUGUGGAAUUACAAUGUUACACCAGCCCUUGUUGUUAAGCCGAGGGCCCCCAAAAAUCUUGCCAUUGAGAAAGCUGGAAAUGGUAACUUCAAUCUGAGUUGGGAGGAGAGCUGCUCUCCUUCAUCCCUGCUSUCUGGACAGCCAGUCAUCUAUGAAGUGAAAUACUGGAGGAAGCAGCACCCGACAGAGGUUUCCAUAAAAGCAAUUAACUACCAGGCCAAAAGCUUUGAGAUAACUGCAAGCUCCUUGAAGAGAGGCUAUGAUUAYGUUGCAAGUCUCAGGUGCAACUACACGGAUUACCCAGCCUACUGGAGUGAAUGGAGUGAAGAAGUUGAAUUUCAUUGUGAUUACCAGAUGACAGCUGAAGAUGUUCUGCGGAUGGUUGUGCCCACAUCCUGCAUACUGAUCAUGGCAGGAGCCAUCAUGUGUUACUUCUGUUUUACCAAAGUGAAGAAAGAAUGGUGGGAUCAAAUCCCAGAUCCUGCAAAGAGCCAUUUGGUUGUAAAAAAUGUCAAGUUUUCAGUUUUGUCCUACUUUGAUGAAAUUAAGUUCCCUUUCCAUGACUUAAAGCAGAGUCAUAUGGAACAACAAAUAAGUUGCAAGAACUGUCUGGCUCAAAGUUUGUCAAGCCAAGACUUCAAGGGAAAAGAUAACAUCACAAAUGUUGAGAAAUCGUGCAGUUGCCACAGCAAGUCUGGGGAGUGGUUGCCAAAAGGCAGCAGUGCAGUUUUAACYCCUGAUACAAUUCCAGUUGUAGAGUCUAUAGAAAUCCUCGAGUGUGUAACAGACAGUGAGACUCAGAGCCCAGAAGAAACUGGCAAUGAGAUCACCGUGUUUGAGCCUUGUGAGRGCAGCAGCAGUGCUUUCAGAGUGCACCCUGAACACAAUGAGUUACUAGCUAACAUGUUUGAUGCGCUCCUGGCAGAUGAAAAUAACAUGCAAGACAAUAAAGGCCAAAACAUCCUCACAGGUGAGAGGAAGACCUUUGAGAGUGUUGGGUCAGAAAAUCCAUCACAGGGAAAUCCAGAAGAAAGUGCAGCCCAGAGUCAGCAAUCAUGUGAUGUUUCUCAUACAGCUUCCCUUUUCACCAAAGCUUCUCAAGAUGACUACAAUUGUAGUACAGCCAGCAAAGAGUCAGAACUAUCAGAAGAAUCCUUUGAAUCUGGCUAUCGGAGCUCCAGUAUCAAUUCUGCUUCUCUGGAUGCAAAAGAUCUUCAACAAACAGUUCAUCAAAGCCUUUUUCUSUGCAGUUCUGAAAGUGAGCUUGACUCUUGUGUCCUGACCCAGGAAYCUACAAAUAAAUCAUUGUUUGGGACCAAAACAGACAGAGUAAACAACCCUGCAGACAGGAAUUUUGAUACCCUUCUGUCUGCACCCAUGGGACUCUGUGGUUCUGCCUACAAGAGCUGUGACACCCUUUUGUCUCCRUCCCUGGAGCCCUGUGGCUCUGCCUACAGGAGCUUUAAUACGCUCGUGUCUGCCUGCCAGGAACCAAGCAGCUCUGCAUACAAGAGCUUCAGUGCCCUCAUGUCUCAGUCCAUGGCUAACAGCAGCCUGACUCCUUGCUCUGAAAGCCUGCAUCCCUCACCAGCUUUGAGACCUUUGGCAGAGACACCAGAACACACCUGCAGAGAUCRAAUUGCUCAGCCUACUAGCAAUCAGACAUGUUACAACAACUACAGAUCUCCCUGCCCUGAGUCUGAUUUUCCGGAUGCCUGUUCAGAACAUGCUGAUUUUCCAUCUUUCUCUACACAGGYAAAUGAAGGUGCUUCAGCUCUCCUGUCAGACGAAGAAAUACAUAAGCAAGUAAUAUAUCAAAAUGUUCAAGGGAAAUCCAAUAUACUUUCUUGCCCCAUUGCACCCCAGCCRUCUGGUUAUCAGCCUUUUGGUAGUGCAGGUAAAUGUAAUGGUCUGUACUGUGACAAUGAGGUUAUCUCUGGGUCACUGUAUGAAUCCUUCAUUAGUCUGUGCAACAACCAGAGUGARGCAUCUGCAGACACUGCAGUCUGUGAACCUGGCCCGGGGGUAAAGGACUGUGUGUGUUUGAUUGUUCGGGAUUCUGACUGCAACAUUGUACCAGGUUUAGCUUCUAAUGAGAAUGACACACAGACUAGUGAUGGCAGCCCUUGGAUCAACAGCUCUAGUGAGCUGUCUGGUGAUAGCAACGAUGAAAAUACCAGCAGAGAUGAACAGCUGWUGCAUUUGUUAGAGAUGAAAUGUCAAGAUUUAAACAGCAGAGAAAGACCUACAAAGGGGAGAAAAUGGAAAACCUUUAACCCUACUGGUGAAGUAAUGCAAGAGGGCGGUGAUGACAGACUAAAUACUGACUUCCACUACCACUCACACAACCACUUGAAGGAACUUGGAGAUGCAGGGGGAAGUGAAGAGGUGCUGAAGCAUGCAGAAGGGAGGAGGUGUGGCUCAGCAGCCAGCUUACCAGCAUCAUUGGACAGUGUUGGACUAAACUUAGACAGAAAAACUGCAGAGCCCCUGGAGCUCCAUGUCUCAGACAAYAUGUURCCUUGUCAUCUUGUGAGUAACUCCYGUCCUGAUUCUCACACCRUUCACAGUGAGGACUCCAGACUGGCAGUUGCAGUUAAAAAAGGAGCAAUAGAACUGUUAAGGGAWAACAGCAGGAAGAAUGAGAAAAAAAUGAAACUUAGGCAAGCCCUUGCCCAAGAGGACAACUGCUAUAUGGARGUAGCCUAGCCACAUUUGCCAAGACUGAACCAGUCUUUGUAAAUAAACUGUAUGGCUAGUUGA